Molecule: messenger RNA, 276 nt
Organism: Rotaria sp. Silwood2
Lineage: Eukaryota; Metazoa; Rotifera; Eurotatoria; Philodinida; Philodinidae
Source: the annotation of a GenBank genome assembly
AUGCGUAAUGUUAAAAAUACUGAACAACUUAUUCCUGUGUUUGCUAACCAACUCCAAUUUGUUCGUAUAUUUCGACAAGUUUUACAAGAAAAACAUCUUGAAGUUCAAGAACGUAAAUUAAUAAUAUUAAUUGCUACGGAUGGUAUACCAACAAAUAAUAGUGGACAACAAGAUAUAAAAACAUUCGAACAUGCACUACGUCAUGAACGUAAUCCAAUUAAUCGCAUUCCAGUUGUAAUUAUUGCUUGUACAGAUGAUACUGAAUUUAUUGGAUAA